AUGGCGACGGCGUCGCUCGAGGAGGAAGAGUACAUGCAGGGCGAGAGAGAAGAGGGCUGGGAAGGCGGCGGGGACCAGGACGACGGGCCAGCCUUGCCUACCGCCCGCAGCCGGACUGUCAGUCGGGAGGAGAUGCAUGCGUCUCCGGUCCACUAUGAAGGGGAUGACGAUUCUGCGCUCCCUCUCCAGGCCUCGAGCGGCGAAGGUGAAGCCUUUGAAGGCGAGAGAGGCGAAGACCAGCAGUGCUACAGUUGGGACUCGGGGAAAGAAGAGAGGACAGAGGGCCCCGCGGAGGAGGCCUUGCCCGUCUCGUACUCCGUUUCCAGGGAAGCAGAGAGAGAAGCCUGCGGGGAAGGCGACCUCGACCAGUCAUACCACGACGGCGACGAAGGCGAAGGCCCCCACGAAGACGCCAGUGAGGGAUGCGAGCGCAGGGGCGAGGAGGGAAUGGAGACAGGAGACGGCCUCGAGGACGAGACCCGACGAGAGCGAGGCGAAGGGGAAGGCCGCACCGCCACGAGUGGAGAGGCAGGAGACGAUUCCUCCCAGAUUGACAAACGCAAGGUUUUCGUAGGAAACACUCCACUUGCGGUGCGCGACUCCAGCGUCGAGGGAGUGUUUGGCGAAUUUGGGAAGCUGAGUGGCAUCAAGAUUUUCAAGCACUUCCUCCACUUGACCUACGACGACCCCGAGGCGGCCAAGCGCGCCAUCGAAGAGCUGAACGACAAAGUGGUAUGGGGGGCUCAGAUCGUCGUGGAGCCCCUGCGGCCGGGGGCGGCGUCUCAGCGGCCGCCUGGCCCCGCGCCUUCGCGCAGCGUGGUGCUGGCUCGGGAAGACAGAGACACUUUCGCCGCUUUGGGCGAGAGAGGCGGAGGGCGCGGCAAGGCGGGCGGGCCCCUCGGAGGAGCCCGACGCGGCGGGCGCGGUCGGGGGGUCGCAGGGGCUGGACCAGGCGGAAAGAGACUGCCUUUCCGAGUUGUGUGCCACAACCUAGAUCCGCGGGUCCACUGGCAAGAUCUCAAGGACUUUGGGAGAGAAGCUGGCGAGGUGAACUUUACGAACGUCCUUCACAACCAAGACGGCCUUCGCAUUGGCAUUAUUGAAUAUUGUAGCCAAGAAGACAUGGAGACUGCGCUGCGUGAGCUAAACGGCAGGCGCCUGUUUGACGCUCGCGUCGAGGUUCGUCGCGAAGAGGCGAAUGCCUCGUAUCCGUCCUUCGCGGAGAUCUCGUCGUCGCUUCCGCCGGAUGCUUUGACGCGGCCCGCUUCGGGGCGCGCCGCGUCAGGCUCCAAAGGAGCCUCUCGGACUCGGCCGCUCGCUCGCGCCUUUCCCGACGACGACCGCGGGGCCUUCCCGCGAGGGCGCCGCAGCGCCGAACUGGAGGGGGGGAGCGGCGAGCUGUCUCUGCCCCGAUCUUCGCGCCCCGCCCUGCCGCCUGCUCUCACCGACAGUCACGGGUUCGCAGAGCGCGUGUCACCGCGGCGCGAGGCCCUCCCGCCCGCGGGGUUUGCUCUCAAGCCCCGGGGCAGGGAGAAGCCCCUGCAUGCGCCGGCCGCGUAUCCCGCAGUCCUUCCGCUGUGGCCGCCGAGGAGACAACCGGGCCCAGACGAGGCGUUCGAGCCGUUCAUGGACGGGCCGAGCGACGCCGGCGACGCGCGCGGCUACCCUGGCGAGCAGCUCACACGCAUGCUUGAAGGCGACGAGGCCGCACGGUCUCGAGACGCACGCCACGGGAGCUGUCGCGACGAGCGCGCGGGCCUUCCGUACUGGCGCCCAGGGGUCGGAGACGAGCGAGAGAGAGACGCGCUGGGAGUGUCCUCCCGAGACAGGCGCGACUCGGACGAAGGCGAGAGCGGCAGGCCGCGGCGGUGUUUCUACGUCGACGGCGCCGAGCCGGACUCCGCGGGUCACGCGGAGAAAGGGAGCGUGAAUGGUCGGCUGCAUGCACGCGAGCCGGACGGAAUGGGCCGCGGAAGUCACUUUCGAGACGAGGAGGGCGAGGCUCACGGUCGCGCGGCGAAGCGCCGCAGAAACGACUUUGAGUUCGUGGGGCCUCCCGCGGGGCUGCCGGCGCCUGGGGAUCAAACUGUGAUCCUCCCGCCACCAUCGGGAGUCGCGCCCCACCGCGAGUUCGCUGCGGGGGCCGAGCGGCUGCGCAGGGACGACCUCGAGUUGGAUCUCGCCCGGUCGCGGCGCGAGAGAGACGCGGCGGGUGACAAGGGCGCGUGGCGCGGGCGGGCCAAGGGACCGGGGAGCAAGGCCCUCGACGCCUUUCCCAACGGGGUCUUUGGUGGGGGGAGCGAGAGCAAGCACGCAGCGUUUCGCUACGCGGAGCGCGGCAGAGAUCGGGAGGUCGAGCCUCUCGCGGCGCCGUUCAGACCGGGGCGCGACGAUCCGCGCGGCCUGCCGGUGGCGCCUGUUCGUGGCCCAGGCGGCGACUUCCGAGACGACUGGAGAAGAGACGCCGAGGGCAUUGACCCCCGCUUCCCGCCCGUCCGUCCCCACGGCAGUGACAGACUGGACCCUGUGGCCGACGCGCCGUCGGGGCGCGAGCGCGGCGGCCGGGCCGAGGAGGACAGCCAGCGACGCGGGGAGUUCGGCCGCGACCUGGACAGGCGAGAAGUCCCCUUCGACGAGCGAGGCCAAAGCCGGCGGGAGACGGGUUUGCACUACGAGCCGGCGCCGCGCUUGCCUCUGGCCCCUCGGAAGUGGAAUGAGAAGGGCGGUCGCGACUUUGCCUUUCCCAUGGACGAGAAACCCCGGCACAUUUACGCUGCGGACGACAGUGCGCCUCUCGCGCCAGGCCUAAGUGCUGGGGCCGCGAGAGACCGCGACGCGUAUCUGGGCGGAGACGACCUGCGCCGGUCGAGGCGAGGCGAGCACAUGCCCUUUCUUCGCAGAGACCACGAGGAAGAGAGGCGACGAGAGGCUCGACGCGGCGACCAGGAGCUGCUCCAUGAAGACGGUCCGCGAGUGCUGGAGGCAGGCCGGAGACGAAGCGUCUCUUUGGGACACCGACGCCUUGACUUGGGUGUCGACGGGGCCCGGCGCGACAGGGGUGCUCGGCCCGAGCACGGGCACUUUGGUUCUCGCCGCGAUCAACCAGAGCGAGGCGACAGCCUGUUUCGAGACGACAGGGAGAGGGACGUGAAGGCGCGGAGAGAAGAAGCCGUCGUCCGGGACUUCCGCGGCGCACCGGCUCCAGGGCGAGGCCCCGAGAGGCUUCCUGUCCAGCGCCCAGUCUACAUGUACGACGACGGAGAACCCGGCAGAGGAGAUGUGUUUCCACACCCGCUCGCGGGCGCGCAGUACCCCCCUCAGUUCGGCGGCGCGGGCCUGGGCACCCUCGGCGGGAAGUCGUUGAGGCGGGAGGACGACCGGAAAGACGACGGAUUCAGUGGGCAUUGUGACCCGAUGCCCAGAAGCGGCCGCGGAGACAGUGCGGGGAAAGGCUACUCGCACCUCCAUCCUCUCUACCCUACGGGCGCGAGUGGAAGGAACGGUCGCUGCUUGGACAGACCCCUCGACGAAAGUGAGAGAGGCGACGGACGAGGCCGAGCGUUUUUCGAGAGAGAUCCUGAAGUCUUCCGGUCCGUGCGCGGACGCGAAGGCGCCGACAGAGAGUAUGUACACGUGCCUCGGCAGCGCGAAGACAUGCGAAUGGAGAGGCCGUAUGCGCUGCGCGACGACGGCCGAAGAUGCGGACGCGGCGGCGACCGCGGGGGCGACGCGCCGCUCGGGUACUACCGCGACGACUUGCGGCAUUAG
Messenger RNA from Neospora caninum, 3768 nucleotides. RefSeq lists its product as hypothetical. The coding region runs from base 1 to 3768 and encodes 1255 amino acids. The record is from RefSeq and is a predicted model, not a curated record. Gene Ontology annotation, cellular component: cytosol. Gene Ontology annotation, molecular function: mRNA binding. The transcript has 7 exons. NCBI's taxonomy places the organism in Eukaryota, Apicomplexa, Conoidasida, Eucoccidiorida, Sarcocystidae.